This is a messenger RNA of Rana temporaria (common frog), 1788 nucleotides long. It is a transcript of the gene LETM2, whose product is annotated as leucine zipper and EF-hand containing transmembrane protein 2. The record is from RefSeq and is a predicted model, not a curated record. The transcript is spliced from 11 exons. Gene Ontology annotation, molecular function: ribosome binding. Gene Ontology annotation, biological process: intracellular monoatomic cation homeostasis. Gene Ontology annotation, cellular component: mitochondrial inner membrane. NCBI's taxonomy places the organism in Eukaryota, Metazoa, Chordata, Amphibia, Anura, Ranidae. The coding region runs from base 128 to 1444 and encodes 438 amino acids.
AGGCAGGGUAGCAGCUUCUUCUGCUGUGAUUGGCUGAGCUGGGUCUGCCGGUGACUUGUUUGUUGAUGCUUGUGGCCCAGGCAGGAAGAGGAUAGAAGACCCUGCUUUUAAGGUGCUUUCAGAAGACAUGGCAACUUACACUUGCAGUGUUGUUUUACCUGCUCUCCGAUCUCGGGUCUCCUGUCUUGUAUUGCAGAAGAAAUGCUGCCCUCUCUACACCUCCAUAUCCUUCAACCAAAAUAGCUGGUUACCUCCCAUAUCAAGCUGCCGGGCGUCCUUCCCUUUGCCCUACCUCUCCACAUGUGACCGGAAUUACCACACAUCUGUGUUACGACUCCAGAAUUUACCUCCGCCGGAUCCUCCUACCCCAACACCUCCUACCACAGAGCCAGAAAAAGCUCCGCAAAUCGUGCGCAAGUCAUUGGGCCAGAGGGUGGUGGAUGAAAUUAAACACUUUUAUCAUGGCUUCCGACUGCUCUGGAUUGACACCCAAACGGCGGCUCGAAUCGUUUGGAGGCUGUUACAUGGGCAGGUGCUGAGCAGGCGAGAAAGGAGAAGGCUGAUGAGGACUUGUGCAGAUCUCUUCCGACUGGUUCCGUUUAUGGUAUUUGUCAUUGUCCCUUUCAUGGAGUUUCUUCUGCCGGUCUUUCUGAAGCUCUUCCCGGAAAUGUUACCAUCUACCUUCGAGACAGAAUCCAAAAAGGAGGAAAAGUUCAAGAAGAGACUCGGAGCCAAACUGGAAAUAGCCAAGUUCCUUCAGGAGACAAUCUCGGAGAUGGCGCGGAGGAACAAGGCAGAGACCGGGGGAGAUGGACAGCAGCAAUUCUCAUCUUAUGUUCAGCAGGUACGGGUCAGUGGAGCACAGCCCUCCAACCAGGAAAUCGUUCGAUUCUCCAAGCUAUUUGAGGAUGAACUGACUCUUGAGCACCUGGAAAGGUCUCAGCUGGCAGCUCUUUGUCGGCUGCUUGAACUGCCACCAAUUGGCACCAAUAACUUACUACGGUUUCAGCUGCUUAUGGCGCUCCGGUCCAUACGGGCAGAUGAUGAGAUGAUAGCAAAGGAAGGAGUGGACAAUCUGAAUGUGGCUGAGCUUCAGGGGGCCAGCAGGACCCGAGGAAUGCGCUCACUUGGUCUGACGGAGGAACAGCUCAAAGAACAGAUGAAGCAGUGGUUGGAUCUGCAUCUGAAGGAGAACGUUCCCCCAUCUCUCCUGCUCCUGUCCCGAGCCCUUUUUCUGACAGAUGUAAAACCCAAACCCAUCGUGCCUGUCACACCAACUGUAGAGGUACCAAAGACAACGUCAAACCAAACACAGCCUACAGACGCUAGAGAAAUCCUAACAGACCCAGCUCCAGUAUUAAAAGGCAUUCAGAAUGAAGAUAUUGCCUCAAAAUCUGUUGAGCAUGAUCCUGCACUCCCAACAAAGGAAGGUGUAAGUAAUUAAAAGGCAAAAGCCAGUGCCAACGGAGUGUAAUCUGGCCAGAAAGCGCGCUGCUCUAUGCAAGUGUUUCACCUUACAGAUCCAGCAACCAAGUCAGAACAUGGACUGUUUACUGCAGGUCUUCAGAAAAUGUCCUUCUGACCAAUCGGCUUCCAGUCAGAAUAUUUAAAGAGUGCAAUAUGUUCAGAACGUCAAUGGAGUGCUGAGUAAUAUAUGUGGACAUUUUAAGUCUCCAAUAAUUACCUCUAUUUUUAGGGAUACAGAGGAAACAAGACUGCCUUGUAUCAAAAGCACAUUGUAUUCCCUAAUCUUGCAGCCCAGUUUAUUUUUUCUAUAAUGUAUAUAAU